CCCACUCAUCACCCCUGGAGUCACCUUGCGUCUCAGGGAGCCUUGUGCCUCAAGCUGCAGCAUCUUACAAGAUGACCUUGCUGACAUUUAUGCCAGUUUUUAUACUUUUACUAUGAAUGGCAGAAAAACCAUGCUUAUUUUUGUAAAAGGUGUUCAUCUUUGUUCCCGCUCCACCGAGCCUCAUACAGAACAACCCUGCCUCCCGAGCUGUAUCGUAUACACCUCGUUUCUAACAAUGUGUAAGCACUACUGCAGAUUUCCACGACCACCAACAUUUUUUUCACAUUUUCCUUCUGAGCUAAUGUGUGUUCUUGUUAAUUAAUAUUAAUGCAUCUUCUUAACACAUAAUUUGUAUUACGUUUCAUUGUGUUACCAUAGAACAAGUACUGAGAAGCAAUGUUUCGCCCUUGUUCCUGGUGCUUUAUGAACCCAAUCUGCUUUCAGCCCUGCUGCCCUGCGGGGGUGAGAGGUACCGGCUGCCCUCAGCGCGGCGCCUGCCCUGUGCCCUGCCAGUUCUGAAGGAGUGAGCUUGUAUCUGUAAGGCAAAGAACUGCACGGAGCUACUCAGUGCAGAUCAGCCUUCUCACCACGUCUGCUGUGCAGAGAGGGGCCCUGCUCCUGGGGAGCCCCUGCACAGAGAGCUCCUCUCUGUCCCAGCCCCAUCCCCUCCCAGCCUACUCUCAAGUGUGAGGCCAGCUGUUGAAGCCAUGUUUGUCUGUUUUCCAAGGCAAAUAUAAUAACUUCUUACUAGCAAAAUUAAAUUUUGACAAUAUUUAGGUUGGACCAGCUGAAAGCGACAGUUGCAGUGAGCAUGAGACACUCAGCUCAUGCUCCUGGAUCAACACCAGCACGUACUCUGUGGAUCACUUUUAAUCCGUGAGCAUCAACUGAAGUUUUGCUCUGCAUCAUUUCUAAUUUCACAAUUAAAAAAUACAUAUAUACAGCUAGGAGAAAUAUGUAAAUAUAUUUUGAAUGUUCUUGAAAAUUCAGAUUUUUUUCUAUCACAAUAAAAAAAAAUAGUACACAUGUGUGUCUGUGUGUGUGUGCAGUGAGCAUAGCUAUAACCACAAACACGUGCACUACAUGUUACACAGGGUGUGUAUCAGGAUUAUCCUGCCCACCCAGCAAUGCCACCCCAGAGGUGCUGCAGAUGCGGGUGCUCUGUGCCUGGUGACCCCAUGCACGGCUGUGAAGGGAGCUGAGGCCGCACGGGUGCCUCUGCUGGCGGACUCUUUUGAAACAGAUCCAUUUUCGUGUUUUUUGUUGUCGAAGGUACUACGCCAAGCAGACGAUUUAUCAUGCAGCACCCGCUGACAGAGUAAAUGCAGUCAGCUUCUGUGCUGUGGCACUGGCAGCACGUCCAAACUGAAACCUACCUGCAGAAACUUUUCUAUAGGGCGCAGCCAGGAAAUUACACGCGUCUGCAGAUGCUGGGGCACGGAGCAACGAAGGUGGUGGUGCUGUGGGAGAGAAGCCAGAGGAGACCCCUGCAGGGGCGGCUGGUGCCCUGGUGGGGUGCUGGGGCCCUGGUGUCCCUGUGGGCAGCAUCGACAUGGGGGGGAGGGUGCUGCUGGCCCUGCUGGGGUCCUUCUGCCCCCAGCAGUUGUGGGGCUGGAACCAUGCAAUAGGAGAAGUUAAUGGAAGCGUGCAGCAUCUCGCAGCAUGUCCUGCACCACGGAGAAGCUGGAGAAGCCGGCGGGGCCGAGCCCAGAGCCCCGCUGCUGUGGGUGUGGGAUUCCCCUGGGGAACCAGUGACUUUCCCACAGCUCCCUCAGGCAGAGCCGCUGACCCUGCGCACACCCGCCUCUGGCAAGCUGGCAGGUACCGACCAGCAUCCCCCUUCCUGCAGCUCGCCCGUCCCCAGCUGGGCUCCCCGUGAGCUGGUGGCUGCGUGGUGCCUGCAGAGCCGCGUGGUGCUCUGCUCCGCUCCACAGCCCCAGCCCUCGCAGCCCCACGGUGUCCCCCCGCUGCGCUCCUGCAGACCGUGACCAGCACUGAUGAAAGUUUAAUCACGGCGUGGCAGCGGGAGGUGACGGUGAGCCUGGAGCCACGGCUCUGAUGGACGAGCAGGGAGCUGGGCACCCCGGGCACCCCGGGGCUCAGGCAGCACUGGACGAGAUCUGCAACAAAAUUUCAGAUCUGAACAAAUGGAGGGAAAUCUUUCGUUUCCGUGGGUAAGGUUUUUGUCCCCCUUUGUUAUCACACAUUUUAAAUUCCAGACUUUUUGUAACAUUAUAUUUCGUCACAAGACUUAUGCCAACGCAGGAAGGUUUUCAGGUACUUAGUAACGCGAAUGCAACAGCUUUUCCUCCUCUUCUCUUAUGGAGUUCUUCUCCAGCUGGUCUCCCGUUCCUUAAUGCAUUACCAAUGCCUCUGUUUUAUUUUUUGAUUUAUAUUUUAUUUUGCAGUUUGGAAAUCACUACUACUACUCAUCAGGGACGCCCGGGCUGCGGGACGGACGGAGGGCACGGAGCAGGCGGUGCCGGAGGGACCCCGCAGCCCCGCUGCCCUCCCGCGGUGCCGUGGCCUCCCCCGGCCUCCCCCAGCCGGGGCAGCCAGCCCCUCUCGCUGGGCAUGGCGAUGGCGCUGCGGAAGGUGCUGUUCGGGGAUGCGUCCCACAUCUUCAGCCAUGACUGGGCACAAGCACACUUCAGGUUUCGUGAGCCACACUCCGACCUGGCCUACGCUCUGGAGGCAGACAAGGGAGGAACGAGAGCCAUUCUGAUGGCUGUACAAGGGAACAUCAUUAAGUAUCUGCUCUUCGUAAGAAACACGGAAUAUACUCACCUGGAAAGAUUGUGCAAAAUAAGCCAAAAGGAGCAAGGAGAGGCCCUGGCUGCAGCCCUGGCAGACAGCCUCUGGGCAGCGGGAGAAGGUCGGGAAGCCACCGUCUGCCUUAUCUCAGCAGCCACCCACUUCGUCCCUACCACAGACUACAAAGCAGACAACUUCACUGAACGGAUUCAGCUGUUUAACUUUUGUGAGAAAGCAGCAGCUCAGAAAUUUAUCUUUGACCACAUAAAUUGUUUUAAAAGUGAAGGAAGUAAGGGACUGAUCCUGUUUUUGUACAGUUUACUUUUCUCAAGGACACUGGAAAGGGUCCAAAACGAUUUAGGUGGCACGACACCUCACCUGUUAGAGUCCAGUUGUGGAAACGUCAUCUGCACACAGGCACUGCUCCAGGUCGUCCUGGCGGGCAGCGCGUGCCCCAGCCACCGCUGCGAGGUGGGCUUCCUGCGCUGGAGCCGGGAGGAGGCCGGGCACCACCUGCCCCCGGUUGGAAGCGUGCUGAAAACCCCUAAAUUUCCUAUCUGGCUGUGCAGCAUCAACGGGAUGCACGGCGUCCUCUUCAGCACCAACAGGCUGCUCCUGUCCGACUGGAAGAUGGAGCACGUUUUCCACCUGUACUUCUACAACGGGCAGCGAGGGCAGACGAGAACAGCCCACCUCACAGUAGGUGAGCACUCAGACGAACCCCGGGGGCACAGAGCUGCAGGUGUCACGUACAGGCGUGCGUGGAGCUGUGUUUGCAUAGUGCUGUGUGUAUCUGCUUACAUACACAGCCCAGCGGAGCAGUGCACAUGCACUGAUACAGACAUAUGCAUACAGCGUGUUUGCGUUUCCGUGCCCAAGAGCAAGGUGCUGCUGGGUGCCCUGAAACCUCACAGGCCCUGGGCAGUGCGGGUUGCUCCUCGCAGCUCUGAGGGCACACUCAGGAAGGGCGUUCCGUGCUCCCCAGGCACUGCAGCCACCUCCACUUCCUCCACCCAGCCCUUCGGCUCUCCUUUCACCGUGGCAUUUAAAAACAAGAAACCUGAAAAACAUCACACUAAGGCCAAGUCUGCAGGAAAGAGGGGUGAAGGGAGAUUCCCUGUCACGGUACGCAGCAUGGCCGCAGCGGAGGCUGCGUGCACCUGUGCAGAACUGCGACCUCCAAACAUGCUGCAGGGCAGCGUUUCUCCCCCACCAGACACUCACUCGCACCACUGGGAAGAGGGCCGCCCUGAGGCCACAAGCAGCCCAGGGAAGAGGUCUCCGUCUCUAGAGAUGGCAAUCAGGACCAGGUGGCCAGGCGCGUCUGUCAGCUGGAACGGGACAGACCCCUUCUUCUGAGGCGUGCCGGCGUCUCCCCCUCCUGCCACAGAGCUCUGCGGCCUGCAGGGGAAGGGGCGCUGCCGCCAGCAAAACCACGCGCGGAUGCCAAGCGGAUGCCCUGCCGAGCCGGCAUCACACCAGCUGGCAGCCUGCACCAGUGCCGAGCCAUCGCUGGCGACGACACCUCCCUGCACACGGUUUUUGGGUGGUGGGAUGCAGUCUGCUUCUCACUAACAUUGGCAGAGGAAAGAAAAGAGCACGGCAACAUGAUUUCCUUCCAGGCAGAGAUGUUAAAAAAAAUAAUAAUAAAAAAAAAAAUUGCUGUGAAUGUGCUGAACACAGUGAAAGUGAAAACAAUAUUGAGUGUUGACAAUGCUGUGUGCAUCAAAUUUAUUUAAUCCAGUAGGUAACUAGUUUAUCCAGUUGCAACAGGAAAGGUUUUCUCCCAGCUCUCCCAGCUGUGGCUUCUAUAUCUGGAUCGCUCCCUCCUGCUCUCAGCGACAGGCAGAGCCCCCACCCCUGCAGGGUUUGCGGGGUCCUGGCUCCCUGCGGCAGCCUGGUGGAGGCGGGCAGGGCGCACCGCUGCUCGCACGCACGGACUGCUUUCCACUUCCUUUUUUAGAUGUUGCCCAGAAAAGAUCUGUUAGUCAUACCAAAGUGCGUGUUGCUAAUGACAACUGUACUGAGAACAAUAAACCUUU
Molecule: messenger RNA, 4796 nt
Organism: Anas platyrhynchos (mallard)
Lineage: Eukaryota; Metazoa; Chordata; Aves; Anseriformes; Anatidae
Source: RefSeq, a predicted model, not a curated record